CCCGCCCCUAUUGUUCUGCCCCCGGCCUCCCGCCCUUCCCCUUCCCGCCCGCUCCCCUUUUCCCCUCAGUCGCCUCGCGCCUGCAGUUUUUGGCUUCACCCCCACCAGUGACCAAAGACUUGACCACUCAAAGUCCAGCUCCCCAGAACACUGCUCGACAUGGACACCGGUGUGAUUGAAGGUGGAUUAAACGUCACUCUCACCAUCCGGCUACUUAUGCAUGGAAAGGAAGUUGGCAGUAUCAUCGGAAAGAAAGGAGAAUCAGUUAAGAAGAUGCGUGAGGAGAGUGGUGCACGUAUCAACAUCUCAGAAAGGAAUUGUCCUGAGAGAAUUAUCACUUUGGCUGGACCCACUAAUGCCAUCUUCAAAGCCUUUGCUAUGAUCAUUGACAAACUGGAAGAGGACAUCAGCAGCUCUAUGACCAAUAGCACAGCUGCCAGUAGACCCCCAGUAACCCUGAGGCUGGUGGUCCCUGCUAGUCAGUGUGGCUCUCUCAUUGGGAAAGGUGGUUGCAAGAUCAAGGAAAUACGAGAGAGUACAGGGGCUCAGGUCCAGGUGGCAGGGGAUAUGCUCCCCAACUCAACUGAGCGGGCCAUCACUAUUGCUGGCAUUCCGCAAUCCAUCAUUGAGUGUGUGAAACAGAUCUGCGUGGUCAUGUUGGAGUCCCCCCUGAAGGGCGUGACCAUCCCGUACCGGCCCAAGCCGUCCAGUUCUCCAGUCAUCUUUGCAGGUGGUCAGGCCUAUACCAUUCAAGGACAGUAUGCCAUUCCACAGCCAGAUUUGACCAAGCUGCACCAGUUGGCAAUGCAACAGUCUCAUUUUCCCAUGACGCAUGGCAACACCGGAUUCAGUGGUUUGGAUGCAUCUGCUCAGACUACUUCUCAUGAACUCACCAUUCCAAACGAUUUGAUUGGCUGCAUAAUCGGGCGCCAAGGCGCCAAAAUCAAUGAGAUCCGUCAGAUGUCUGGGGCGCAGAUCAAAAUUGCGAACCCAGUGGAAGGAUCUACUGAUAGUCAGGUUACCAUCACUGGAUCUGCUGCCAGCAUUAGCCUGGCUCAAUAUCUAAUCAAUGUCAGGCUUUCCUUGGAGACGGGUGGCAUGGGGAGCAGCUAGAACAAUGCAGAUUCAUCCAUAAUCCCUUUCUGCUGUUCACCACCACCCAUGAUCCAUCUGUGUAGUUUCUGAACAGUCAGCGAUUCCAGGUUUUAAAUAGUUUGUAAAUUUUCAGUUUCUACACACUUUAUCAUCCACUCGUGAUUUUUUAAUUAAAGCGUUUUAAUUCCUUUCUCUGUUCAGCUGUUAAUGCUGAGAUCCAUAUUUAGUUUUAUAAGCUUCUCCCCUCCCCCCUUUUUUUGGCUCAUGAAUUUUUUUUUUCUGUUUGUCAUGGAAAUGUAAGAGUGGAAUAUUAAUACAUUUCAGUUUAGUUCUGUAAUGUCAGGAAUUUUUCAAAAAAAUUAAAAGAUGGACUGGA
Messenger RNA from Lynx canadensis (Canada lynx), 1471 nucleotides. Its product is annotated as poly(rC)-binding protein 2-like. The transcript has a single exon. Gene Ontology annotation, cellular component: nucleus; cytoplasm; nucleoplasm. Lineage: Eukaryota; Metazoa; Chordata; Mammalia; Carnivora; Felidae. The record is from RefSeq and is a predicted model, not a curated record. Gene Ontology annotation, biological process: regulation of gene expression; regulation of RNA metabolic process. Gene Ontology annotation, molecular function: mRNA binding; single-stranded DNA binding. Bases 160 to 1113 code for a protein of 317 amino acids.